Molecule: messenger RNA, 1892 nt
Organism: Paramacrobiotus metropolitanus
Lineage: Eukaryota; Metazoa; Tardigrada; Eutardigrada; Parachela; Macrobiotidae
Product: integrin alpha ina-1-like
Exons: 5
Coding region: 162-1367 (401 amino acids)
Biological process (GO): integrin-mediated signaling pathway; cell-cell adhesion; cell adhesion mediated by integrin
Cellular component (GO): external side of plasma membrane; integrin complex
Molecular function (GO): integrin binding
Source: RefSeq, a predicted model, not a curated record
AAGAUCUACAACCGUAAAGCACGCUAUCAAGAAAUAAAAUAAUGUGUUAUCACUUAUCAUUUGUGAAAUGACUGAUAGGUUAUUGGCUUAUUGCCGCGCUGCAUCCAUGCAUACCAUGUUGACUUUUUAAGAGUAUCAGGACAGCCAGCUAAAGAAGGCAAAUGAUACCCGUAUUUAGGGAUAAUUUCAAGGUAUAUACGGCCGAUUUUGAGCUAACUCCUUCAUCGUGUCGAAUUUUAUAUUUGUUGUGUAUUCUUAUCUACAGCGUCAGCCGCCAGGUAUACUUGUUCUAUAACUAUCUGCAUAUAUUCUUCGUAGUCAGAGGUAUCGGAACAUUUGUUAUGUUCCGGAGGAUGGGACUGGCACGCGCUAGUUUCCCCAGUGUGGUGGGUGUGCUGUUAUUGGCGCUUUAUCCAGCGCACUGUAAUUAUCAUACAAUUACAAUUCUUGGAGAAUCGGAACCAGACGUUAUCGAAGUUCUUCGGAGUGCCUACAAACCAGUUCCAAAAAUACAAAAAGUCGAAGAAAUCGGCAGUUUAUUUCAUCACACUUUUACAGUUCACAACACAGGAGAAUGGCCGUCACAGGACAGCCGACUGCUGGUGCAGUGGCCUUACAGCGUCCGGAACCCUCAGGAAGUGGAAGAACAACUGACUUAUUUUGAAAGCGAUAUCAUUGUUCAGGAUCUUUCCACUGGACUUGAAAUACUAUCGAACUGUUCGCUGCCAGAGAUUCUGCAUAAUCCUCCAAAGUUUGCAAAAAAACGGAGAAGCGUAACUCCAACCGACCAACUCAGCAACACCAAAGGGCAAACGCCAUUCUCCAAAGCUGCAACUUCACCGUGGCAUUUUCACCUGAGCUGCAAUCACUCCCGGGUCAACUGCGUGCCGCUGACAUGCGACCUUCCGCCAAUCGGCGCAGACCAAAAGAUCGUCGUCAAGAUCGCGGCCAGACUAUGGGAGAGCACAUUAAUCCAAGACCUCGCACCGUUCCAUACGAUUCAUAUUCACUCCCUCGCCACACUAUACUUAAAUCCUCCAUUAGAGUUGCGUCACAAACGAUCCCUACCGGCAGUUUACGUUACGAGUGCGGAAUUAACGGCUGUCAUCGAACCGGUACGAUCGGAAGAUCCAGGACGAAAUUGGGAGGGUCCGUUUUUUGGCAUUGUUUUUGCCGCUAUAAUCCUACUGCUAGUGAUAUUUACCGUGAACGCUAGAAGAUCAGCAAAAUUCCGGGAGGAGCGGCACAAAAACGCUACGAACCGGAGAAGCAGAACACGGAGUCCAGCAAGGCCAAUGUAUUCUGUUGUUAAAUUUGCAAAAGUAGCAGAGCCACUGCUGGAAGGGCAAGCCACGACGACCGUUUAAAGGCUGUUCGAAGACUUGCCAAUCAGUUAAAGAAAAAUCUCGCCGACAAUUGAAAGCCCUGAACCCGGUUACCCAUUCAAGUUAAUAUUGACUGUGCCUUUAAUAUUAUUUUGGCUCCUUAUGUUGGAAAGCAAAUUCAGCAAUCAUUUCAUUAUACAUGUAUGAAGUACUCUGUACAUAAUAAUGAUGUUCUAUCCUAGCAAUACCCCUUAUAACAAAUCCGCUGCCAUAAUUAUACGACAUUUAUGAAGGCGUCCGCUGUUUAAUAACCUUAAUUAAGCGAUCUCUAAUUAAGCCAGCAACUGAUGGUUCCGAAGGAAUUAGACAUCCACGAGAAUAUUAUCGACAACAACUGAAUGGAAAAGUGAAACACAUUCCAUCAGUUGCUGGCUUCCGCACUCUGCUGCCGGUGAACUUCAUUUCGACUGCACAUUCGUUGUAAUUCAUUGUUCAUUCAUUGUAAUGUACAUAAAAUCAACUGCACCUUACAUUUCCACUUCUGGUAUUACUAAAGGUCUGUAAAUC